UGGAGCUGGAUAUGUGGUUACCUCUCAAAGGGAACAGAGACGGAGAAACAGUGCUGUAUUUAACAUCUGAUGACCAGUAUCACAUCGCAGCAGAGCGUCCCUCCAUAAUGACCCCCGGUAGCUGCUGCACCUCUGGUUGAAAACACAAUGAACGUCCCCAUCGCCUCCAUCCUGCGGGGCCUGGGCGGAAAAUGUGUUCUCAACUGGGCGCUGGUGUUCUUCCAAAGGGAACACAUCUGCCAAAGCUUCCUGGGAGUUUUCAGUGUGUCCCUGGCUGUUGCCGACACACUCCUGACCCUCUCCGUCACCGCCCUGCACCUCCAGGCUGAGGGACACCUGCUGGGCUUAAAGCUGACCCGGUACCAUGUGUGUCUGCUGGUUCAGAUCCUUGGAGAAGUCUACAGCGCUCUGCAGUGGCCGGUCGUAGUCCUGGCCGGUUUGGACCAUUUCUUCUCCAUCACUCGGAGGUGGCAGGCCUCCAGCAGGUUGAGCCUCUUUGUGAGCGGCCUGCUGUGGACCCUCUCUGCCCUCUACAUCUUCCUGCUGUCUGAUUUCAGGCCCGUCAUAGAGGAAGUGUUUCACAUCCAGAUCCACCAGUGCUGGGUCUUCCACACCUCUCAGAUCCUGCACAUUGCUACGUCUCUCCUCCUGACUUUGGGCUGUGCAGCGUUGCAUGCUGGAUGCCUGACAUUAAAACAUCCUCCCUUAAAAGAUCAAACUACAGACCAAAGUAGAGCUCUCUCCAGAAGAAGUUUUGUUCUCCAGACCCUGCAUAUAUUUCUGAAUACAUGGGCUCUGCUCCUGGUGAUCCUGGCCGUGCUCCUCCUGCUGCUUGUGGGAAUCCCUGCUUACCUGGGCCUGAGCGGCGUCUGGCUCUGCUUCCUCAACAGCCUCCUGAUCGCAGUGGUUUUAUGUGCAGUCUGUCCCGCCUCGAAGCUGGGGAUGGGCUGGGGGGCCGUGCCCCACGACAGCUUCUGUGAGUGGAGAUUUACAUUUAGCCUGGCUUCGGAGGACAGAGCCUGACCACACAGGUAAACACAAACAGGUCUCGUGUUGGAAGAUGUGGACUUAACUCUUGAGACCUCAAUGUGGACAUGUUUGGUCAGACCACUACUUGGCUAUAAUAAUAAUAACAAUAACAAGAUGGUAUUGUUCAGAGAAAUCCAUGAAUGAAUCCUAAAGACUUUGCUUAGCCCCUGGCUUUAAUUUAUUUUUAAUAUUAUAUGUUUUGAAUGCAUUUCAUAAACAGCUAAUAAAGUGAUUAAUUAAAGGAUUGAAUUGUUUGUUAAAAUAAGAAUUGUCCAUGUCUAUUGAAUCAGUGUGGGUGGGAUGCUGCCAUUGUUUCACAUAGUUGACCGUUAGCGUUUCGUGGCAGAAUGGGCUUCUGGAAGCUUCUACUGUAUCGGGAACUAGAAUAGAGGAGGAUUUGAGAACCUCUUCAUAUUGUCAGCUGACACAUUUUGUCACUACAAUUUUGCAAUUGUGCAAGAUGCAGUCAUGCAA
Messenger RNA from Notothenia coriiceps (black rockcod), 1503 nucleotides. RefSeq names its product probable G-protein coupled receptor 160. The record is from RefSeq and is a predicted model, not a curated record. The transcript has 2 exons. Lineage: Eukaryota; Metazoa; Chordata; Actinopteri; Perciformes; Nototheniidae. Gene Ontology annotation, cellular component: plasma membrane; signaling receptor complex. The coding region runs from base 148 to 1023 and encodes 291 amino acids.